Carassius carassius (crucian carp) is the source of this 1532-nucleotide messenger RNA. RefSeq names its product E3 ubiquitin-protein ligase MYLIP-B-like. Gene Ontology annotation, cellular component: cytoskeleton. Gene Ontology annotation, molecular function: ubiquitin-protein transferase activity. Bases 120 to 1532 code for a protein of 470 amino acids. The record is from RefSeq and is a predicted model, not a curated record. The transcript is spliced from 7 exons. Lineage: Eukaryota; Metazoa; Chordata; Actinopteri; Cypriniformes; Cyprinidae. Gene Ontology annotation, biological process: ubiquitin-dependent protein catabolic process.
GCAGGGCUUUAUGAAUCUACUCUCGCUGGUUUUCCAAUGAGGUGCGAGCUAGCCUCGUGAGGCACGGGACCUUCUCUGCUCUGUCCUGGACUGUGUGUGAAACAAUAACAGCAUUCACCAUGUUAUGCCACAUAACUCGUCCGGACUCGUUGGUUCUGGAAGUGAAGAUGGACCCAAAAGCAAACGGAGAGGACAUUCUCAAUAAGAUAUGUCUGAAAAUGGGAAUCAUAGAGGUAGAUUAUUUUGGACUUCAGUUCACCGGUACAAAAGGAGAGAUUUUAUGGCUGAAUCUCAGAAACAGGAUUUCUCAUCAAGUGGAUUGUAUGUCUCCUUGCAGACUGAGGCUGCGAGUCAAGUUCUUUGUUGAGCCACAUCUAAUCCUGCACGAGCAAACCAGGCAUUUGUUUCUGAUGCACGUCAAAGAAGAGCUUUUCAAAGGAAGCUUGCGAUUGGACGCAGAGCAGGCAAUCAAGCUCUGUGCACUGCUGGCUCAGGCAGAGUUUGGAGAUUACAACCAUAACACAGCCAACUACUGCUACUCACAGAUAUACGGUCAAGACCCCAGCCAAGAUACCAUCAACAAUAUUUCUUUGAGGCAUAAGUCACUGGAGGGUGUUAGUCAGGCUUCAGUGGAAUAUCAAGCCUUGCAGCUGGUUUCCUCUCUUAACUACUAUGGCGUCGAGUGGCACUCCGCACGUGACUCUGAGGGACAGGAGCUGCUCAUCGGGGUCGGACCAGAGGGCCUGUUUGUCUGCAAAACAGAUUUCACCCCUAUUGAAAGAAUCAUUUACCCAGUCAUUCAAAUGGCCACUCAGUCUGGACGGAAUGUGUAUGUGACUAUUACAAAAGACAGUGGGGACAGUGUGGUUCUUCUUUUUAAGUUCAUUAGUCCCAGUGCUGCCAAUGGACUAUAUCGUGCUAUCACGGAAAUCCAUGCUUUCUACAGGUGUGACACUGUAAUGAGCACAGUGAAGAUGCAAUAUAGCCGUGACUUCAAGGGUCAUCUGGCUUCCCUCUUCCUCAAUGAAAGCAUUGACCUUGGUAAAAGGUACAUCUUUGACAUCCAGCGCACAUCCAAAGAAGUAUAUGACCGAGCGCGCCGAACCCUGUUCAAAGCAGGGAUGGCUGUGAUUGAAUGUGGUAGUCCAAAAGACGAUUGCAGUCACUCUGCCCUGAGACAGACAAAAGCUGAAAGGGAGGAGCGGAUGUGUGGCGGAUGCAGGGAAACUUGCUUUCUGAAGGAGAAGCUCCAAAGGCUACAAGAGGUCCUGACCUGCUCUCUGUGCUGCGAACAGGAGAUCAAUGCUGCGUUCUGUCCUUGUGGACACAUGUUCUGCUGCUAUAACUGUGCCGGCCAACUUCAGUGUUGUCCAGUGUGCAGGUCAGAUGUGUACCGUGUUCAGCAUGUCUAUUUACCCACCUGUGCCAGUCUACUUGGCCUGGCAGAGGCAAAGACGACCACCUUCAGUGUGCCCAGAGGGACUGCCAUCUCAGUGGAUUGUGGCGAUAAAGAAAAUACCUGCCAGAUGUAA